CAAGGCUAGCAAGAGUAGCUCAAACAAAGCUGUGGUGAACUUAGCAUGUACUGUAGACACGUCGGAACUCUGAGUUUAGAGAAAACAGUACCGCGUCUGCGGAGGUUCUGCUCAGUCACCCUGCUCCAUAUAUUACACGGCUGUAUUUGGAUCAGCUCGAUUUAGAUUUUUUUUACAGAUUAAACAGACAGCGAAUAUUUCGUGCAAGAUGGUUGCCAUGACUAAAAGAGUCAAGAUCUUUCAGAUCGAGUUCAACGAUCCGACCAAGACGUUUUACUGCAGCGGGGAUAAAGUGGCCGGGAAGAUCGUAGUCGAGGUGAACGAGAUCACACGCGUCUCGGCCAUGAAAGUGCUCGGGGUCGGCUGUGCGAAAGUGGAUUACGCCAAGGGGAAGAAAAGGUGCCAGCAAGAAGUCGACUAUCUAAAAUAUGAAGAAGUUGUUCUGCUGGAUGACCAUCCUGCAGAUACUGAUGGCUCGGUCAUCCUCAGGCCUGGAAACAAAUACGAAUACACCUUCGGCUUCGAGCUUCCACAGCAAGGGCAGCUUGUGUCUUCUUAUGAGGGAAAGUUUGGCAGCGUCCAGUACUACGUCAAAGCCUUGAUGGAGAGAGCAUCUCAUCCCCCCCUGGAGUGCAAGAAAGCCUUUGAGGUGGAAGAGCCCUUGGACGUCAACACGCCUGACCUUAUGUCUCCUGCAGGCGGGAUGAAGGAGAAGAAAGUCACCUGCAUGUUCAUUCCUGAUGGCCAGGUGUCCCUGAACGCCAAGAUCGACAGACGUGGCUUCUGUGAAGGUGAAGAAAUCUUUAUCGAUGCCAAGUUUGAGAACACCUGCUCACGUAUCGUGGUGCCCAAAGCUGCCAUCGUGGCCAAGCAGAUAUACCAAGCCAACGGGGUCACCAAAGUGUUCAGGCAGAAGCUUUCCUCGGUGCGUGGAAAUCACAUAAUCUCAGGGAUGUGUGACGCAUGGCUUGGGAAGAGCAUCCGAGUGCCUAAGAUCAAACCCUCCCUUCUGGGUUGUGGGAUCAUCCGCGUUGAGUAUGCCCUCAUGAUCUACAUGCACAUUCCAGGCAGCGAGAAGCUCAUCCUGGAGCUGCCCCUGGUCAUCGGCACCGUGCCCUACAGUGGGCUCAACAGCCGCACUAACAGCAUGAGCAGUCAGGAGAGCACGUCCUCUGCCAGCUGGGUGUCCCUGCGCAUGCCAUCCUCAUGUCCCCCCAGCUACUGUGAGAUUGCACGCAACGCCAGCCUCGAUCAGCCGCUCACGCCGCUGCUCGAUGACUACGACGAAGGGGACAGUCCCAUCUUCAUGAACAGUACGCAGUUCAGCUUCCCUCCGCUUCCACCCUACUCAGAGGUGGAGGAAGAGUACAACGGCAACACCCGCAUGCUUCCAGUGUGUUGAGGAGCUUUCUAAAACUGAUACCUGUCCAAAGCUAUCCAGUCUUCCUCUCACCGUUCAGGAACUAUUAAAAGCGUUCUCAAAGCUGAGGACGAGUAAAAAGGCCCGAGGGUCGGACGAUGAGGGUCCAGUAGCGUUCCUGGUGUUUCCGUGUCUGUGCUGUCACGACGCUCGAGCUUUCCAAGCGUGCAUCGUGGUGAACUUUCAGGGAUUGAACAAGCACACGUUGUUUCAGUGUGCUGUCAUUUACCUCUUACAAAGCUGCCCAUCUAUAGCUUGAGAUUUCUGCUGAACCGAGGCUUUUAGUUAACUUUAAAACAUUCCCUAAAUAAAGGGCGCAACUUCUGAGCUUCUAAUUCUACACCUGUUACGAAUCAUUCUAUAGAAAUGUGUUGUAAGAGAGUUUAUUUUUGAGAAGUUUUUUUAAUGGAUCAGUGUUAAAUUGAAGCUGUUUGUUUCCAUGAUAAUGCACUUUUUUAUGGAUGCAGUUCACUUCCUGACUGCCUGAAGAGACUACUCCUGUAUUGCAUUUAUCAUUGUUAUUUUGGGUUUCACUUUUGCGUUGCUUUUUCCUGUGAGAUUUUGGAAAUCACGCGAGCUCCACUUGCUGCACCGUGUGUUUGAAUGUGGGGUUUUUUUCCUAACAGCCAAGCAACAUCCUGACACUAACAGUGCCAAAGUCAGGGUGCUCAUCUUAUUUCGCCAGAUCAGGAAAUGCACUCUGUUCUUUUAUGUUACUGAUUUUGACAUGUUUAUUUUCUAAAUGAUUGCCUUUCAUCUCUUGAGAUUGUAUGAUGUAUUGCUUUUUUUUUUGUAUGGCAAAUUAUGGUUUUAUAUUUGAACCCUGUGGGUUAGUUUUCAAUAAAAAAGAAAAAAUCUAAAUC
Messenger RNA from Clarias gariepinus (North African catfish), 2283 nucleotides. RefSeq names its product thioredoxin interacting protein a (gene txnipa). NCBI's taxonomy places the organism in Eukaryota, Metazoa, Chordata, Actinopteri, Siluriformes, Clariidae. Gene Ontology annotation, biological process: protein transport. The transcript has 6 exons. Gene Ontology annotation, cellular component: cytoplasm. Bases 209 to 1402 code for a protein of 397 amino acids. The record is from RefSeq and is a predicted model, not a curated record. Gene Ontology annotation, molecular function: ubiquitin protein ligase binding.